Rattus rattus (black rat) is the source of this 243-nucleotide messenger RNA. RefSeq names its product prothymosin alpha-like. The record is from RefSeq and is a predicted model, not a curated record. The annotation marks the transcript as partial. The transcript is spliced from 2 exons. NCBI's taxonomy places the organism in Eukaryota, Metazoa, Chordata, Mammalia, Rodentia, Muridae.
AUGCGCAACCAUGUCGACGCUGUGGUGGACACCCGUUUAGAGGUCACCACCAAGGACUUGGAGAAGAAGAAAGUCACGGAGGAGACAGGGAAUGGAAGAGCUGCACCUGUCAAUGAGGAGAAUGGGACUCAGGGGGCUGAUGAAGAAGAAGAGGAAGAGGAAGAGGAAGAGGAAGAGGAGGAAGAGGAAGAGGAAGAGGAGGAAGAGGAAGAGGAAGAGGAGGAUGAGGAAGAGGAAGAGGAG